GACUGAGUCGGACGUUGGGCAUUCGCGUCGGUCGUUCCGACCAACAAAUCGUAGUGGAAACUCGAGAAUUCCGAAUCUGACCACGAACAACGGGUCUACUUUUAUAUAGAAGCGACCAGUUCAAUUCCGACCACAAAAAACUGGUCACAAAAUCCGCUAGCGUUGACCGAGUAAUUGCGUAAGAGUCUUGUUGAUAAACACUUGUAUAUCGUAAUGGAAUUGAUUCUAAACAACAAUCAUCGUUACCGAAUGAAAGGUUUAAAUAAACUGAAAAAGUUGACUUUGGAAUCCGAAGAGUUUCGUAAAGAAAAAUUCAUCAACAGCCUCGGUUGAAAAUUGCUCAAAUUUGCAGACAAUGAUAAAACAAAUUGAAAGCUCGUCAUGGAAAAUGUGCUUUUUCAUACGUUACUCUGACUUUAAAUGAUAGAGUAAAAAUGCACGGUUGAGUGGAAAGUGAAAAAUGUAGUUUAAAAAGUGACCUCUUGAAUCCGAGAAACGACGGUUCAUUACGACCUAAAAAUACUCGUAUAUGAUAGGCACAAAUGUUCGACGAGUGCACUAUGGUGCAAUGUUUCUCACAACGCUUAGUAUACAUAUCGGAGAUUCUACGAUUAAACUCAGAGUUAUAAAUAUUUGCUAUUACACAAGAGUACAUAUCUUAUUAGUACACACUAAAUAUGCGAAUGUUAAACGAUCGCAUUGAUAAAGUGCCUGAUAGCAGACGACAUUACUCGCUAAAUGUGAUAAUAGUUGAGGUGCGAAAAAAAGAUAUUGCGAGUUUGACAAUUCGUUGAAUGUUUAAAAAUGCUAAUUCAAUGCUAUAAAGAAAAUAUUUAUAAUUGGAGAUCGUUAAUAAUGAGUUUCGAAUGAACGUAAAAAUUCAAAUAAUUCAACUCUGCGAAAAAAAAUUGAUCGGAGUCUCCUUCGUGCGUGCGCGAACGUCAACUAAUUUUCGUUCGAAUUCGAUGAAUAAGUCGGGAAUUGUAAAUAAAUGUUCGAUGGAGAAAGCUCGUUUAAAGGUGAUGGAAAAAUUUGGGCAAAACAGUGCCUGGAUGAUAUAUUUAUUCUGAAUGAAAGGAAAAUGGGCUGUUCGCCGAGCGCGAUUUAUGCGUACAUGAAAAACGCUAAGAGACUCGAUGACGGAAAAACCGACGAGUCUCUCGUCAACAGUGAUUUGUCGGACGAUUUAAAUGGAUUAUUGAACAUAACGAGUGAUACGUCACGGGAAUAUUAUAAUUUUUUUCCUCCAAUUCAAUCGGAUCCUUCUCCUCUUUUCGGCAAUGGCGAUGCACCGGGAAUGCAAGAGCUCGAUUUUUGGAAAGAGAAAUCGCUGGUCGGGGAUUUCAUGUUCCCUCCUGAAGAAGAUAUGGAGUACUCGACCGCCAAGGGUCCGCAAGAUUUCAAUUCAACCCUUUCGAUAACCGAAGCAUCGCGAGUCGUUAAGGUCCUCCUAGUUUUUCCACGCGACGAUCAACAAGUCGAGGUGCUUGCCACAGCGGCCAGAAAGUUGGGAUGGAACGUGACUGUCGCGAAAAAUGGGGAAAAAGCAACCGAACAUUUUCAGAGCCGAUGUCACGAUCUAGUGAUUAUAGAUCACCGUGGACAGAGAGGUCCCGAAGGCGACAGUAUUUGCAGGGCCAUAAGAAAUACGAAUUGCCACCACAGCAGUGUAAUAUUAGCAUUAGUCAAAAAAUCAUUUUUCACGGUGAGUGAUAAGGAUGAACUUGUGACAUUGGAUCUGCUCAACACGGGCUUCAGCAGGGCGAUGAUGGAAUGUUCGCACGAAGUUAUGCUGAGCAAUCAACUGGUAGGGAUUUACGCGAGUGAGAUUGGGCCCCGUAUGCAAUUGGCAGCGGCUCAUGCCUUGUACGUGGCAGUUGACAGAUGUCGAGACAUGGUCCAUGUCACGGAUGAUCAGCACGUUGUUAAAUUCGUGAAUAAGGCCAGUGAAAGGUUGCUGGGCUACAAAUUCGAAGAGAUGCUCGGUAAGAAUCUUUCUGAAAUAAUAACAUGCGAAAAUUUCGCCGUAAUGGAUCAGCAGCUGCAACGCGGAAGAGAAUUCGAGGGUAACAUGAAUUGCAGGAGAAAGUUCAACGACACUAUUACCAUUAAUUGCAGAAUAGUGCCUUUUUGCGCUGCUGGCGUAAAACCAUCCCAUUAUAUUUACGUUCACGACACUAUGUAUCUUCUCGAGAACAUGGGAGUCGCUGGAGUAACGCUCGGAGGUCAGCAUCCAAGGGGUAGCUUACACUCACUGCGUCGAGGAUCAUUCGAUGUUAAAUCGAUCGGCAGCGAUAUCGGAACUGCAAGAAGAUCAAGCUUGCAGAAACUCAACAGUUUACCGCUCGAGGCGCCCAUUACGAAGGUCAUGACCCUUUUGACGAGCGCAAUGAGCGAAAUUACCGCGACACAUCCGGAAAUGGCGAUGCAAAUUGAUAAAGCCAUUGAGACUCUGAAGACUACGGAAUUGUACAGACCUUAUUUGAGGGAAGACACGAAGAUCUACAACGAUCCCGUCGCAUCGGACCUCAUCGAAGCCCUUUUAUCCAAAAGUUCGCACUACAUAAGAGACUCGCGAAGAUCGUCGAACGAUUCGAUCAAGAGCACAGCCUUAAGGAUGCUCAACGUAUCGUCAUCGGCGGCACGGCUUCACUCGAAAAAUCCUCAGACACCCAACGCCAUUGAGGAAUUAUUGGAUCGCAGUCUUGAUUGGGAGUUUGAUAUUUUUAAUUUGGAAGUCCUCUCGGGUAGACGGCCCCUCGUUCAUCUGGGCACGAAUCUCAUGUGCCUGUACCACGUUCCUGCGAGACUCGGCUGUGACGAGAAGACGCUGCACAAUUGGCUCACCGUUAUCGAGUACAAUUAUCAUCUCACCAACAGUUAUCACAAUUCGACCCACGCUGCAGACGUUCUCCAAGCGACUGCAAAAUUCAUGCAAUCCGAGAGACUCAAAAUGAUGCUCGAUCCGUUGGACGAGGUGGCUGCGCUCAUCGCUGCCGCUGCCCACGACGUUGAUCAUCCAGGAAAAUCCAGUCAGUUUCUCUGCAACUCUGACAACAAAUUGGCCAUACUUUACAACGAUCUCUCGGUGCUCGAGUCGCAUCACGCAGCUCUUACGUUUAAGCUCACAUUGGCCGAUGACAAUGUAAACAUAUUCAAGAAUCUCGAGAGAGAUACGUAUAAAAUAAUGCGAGAGAAUGUCAUAGACAUGAUUCUCGCCACCGAAAUGACCAAACAUUUUGAACAUUUGGCAAAGUUCGUCAACGUCUGCAGUAGCCGCGUCAGCGACGCUCAGAACGAGUACUUUCCUGAUGCUCUCGAUGUCGCCAUUCUGUUACAACCUGAGAACGUAACUCUGGUGAAGAUAAUGAUGAUUAAAUGUGCCGAUGUGUCGAAUCCAACGAGGCCAUUGCGCUGCUGUGUCGAGUGGGCGAAGCGUAUUGCCGAGGAGUAUUUCAGCCAGACCGACGAAGAAAAGAAAAAGAGAUUACCCGUCCUCAUGCCCAUGUUCGACAGAAUGACGUGCUCGAUACCCAAAUCGCAAAUUGGUUUUGUCGAUUACAUCAUACACGAUAUGAUCGAAGCAUGGGACGCUUUCAUCGACAUGCCAGAAAUGGUGACGCACAUGAAACACAAUUACGAGAAGUGGAAAGAAUAUCACGAACAAGGGAUUUCGACGUUGGGUGACAUAGAGAAGUUGCAGACUCAACCAGAACUGAAAGUGCCUCGCUUGCCAUGAUGAAAAAAAUAUUGUUGUUGAAACAACGUGAAAAAUUGAGGCCAAUUUAAAUUUAAGUCAAUUUUUUCAUUUCCCAUUUCAUAGACUGGAUAGUUUGAUACUUGAUUAAGAAUAUUGUAAUAAUAAAAGAAAAAAAAAUUAAAAAAAAAAAAAAAAAAAUAAACAAGACGAGUGGGUACAAUAUUAACGGCGGGAUAAUACCGCGUAUGUUCGUUGUACCCUCCGAAUAAAAAGGUAUUUUUGAACGUA
Venturia canescens is the source of this 3988-nucleotide messenger RNA. It is a transcript of the gene Pde8, whose product is annotated as high affinity cAMP-specific and IBMX-insensitive 3',5'-cyclic phosphodiesterase 8-like. Lineage: Eukaryota; Metazoa; Arthropoda; Insecta; Hymenoptera; Ichneumonidae. Gene Ontology annotation, molecular function: 3',5'-cyclic-nucleotide phosphodiesterase activity. Gene Ontology annotation, biological process: positive regulation of ERK1 and ERK2 cascade; signal transduction. The record is from RefSeq and is a predicted model, not a curated record. The coding region runs from base 992 to 3739 and encodes 915 amino acids. The transcript has 19 exons.